Molecule: messenger RNA, 2019 nt
Organism: Oncorhynchus mykiss (rainbow trout)
Lineage: Eukaryota; Metazoa; Chordata; Actinopteri; Salmoniformes; Salmonidae
Source: RefSeq, a predicted model, not a curated record
UCGAAAAAAAUUACAGUUCUUGCCCAAUGUAGUGUUUUCAAUAUUAUCUUAGAAUUGUAUAUUUUGGCCCAGAAGUAGAAUAUCUAUCCACUACACGUAUGAAGCUGCAACAUGUUGACAAUAAUGUAAUGUAGUUACAUGCAUCAGCGUUUAUUGACUCUAAAAUGACAACAACAAACAAACAAAAUUUCCUCUGCAUCUUGGUGACGUCACGCAAACGAUAACCCGGAAGAGAGGAAAGCACACCGUUAUCUCUGGAUGUUUACACCCGAAAGCGAAGAUGAAUCCUCCGAUUAUCAACUCUACUAACUCGGUCACAACUUCCACGAAAAGGAAGCGAGAGGCCGAGCGCUCCGUCAACUGGACGGUGGAGGAGACUCAGGUGUUGCUGUGUGCCUGGAGUGAUGAGCACGUACAGAAGAGCCUGGCGGAGAACGUCCGAAACCGCCAUGUCUUCAAACACCUCUCAACCCGCAUGUGUGACCUGGGCUUCUCCCGCAGUCCCCACCAGUGCCGGCUCCGCGUCAAGACCCUCAAGGCCAACUAUGUCAGAGCCAAGCUGCUGAGGAGCGUGGACGACUCCCAGCCCUGCAGUUUCAGGUACUACGCUGAGAUGGACGCUGUGCUGGGGAGAAACUGUGCAGUGGAUGGGAUGGGAGGAGGGUGCCAUUUUGGAUCUCCUGAAGGGAUAGGAGGACUAGGAGGAGAGCAUCAUUUUGGGUCUGAAGGGAUAAGAGGAGGAGGACGCCAUUUUGGAUCUCCUGAUAGGAUAGUAGGAGGGCGACAUUUUGGGUCUGUCGAUGGAAUGGGAACAGAACCCCAUUCUGGAUCUCCUGAGGGGAUAGGAGGACGACAGUCGCGGUAUCUGGUCUCUGAGGUGAAGGUGGAGGAGGAGGAGGAGGACAGAGAGGCAGAAGACACAGACGACUACGAGUCCAAUGGCAUAGGAAUCAACGGUCAGCCACUGGCGGGCUCGGGUGGAAGACGCCAUGAUGUUUUUGUAGACCGCCUCAACGUCUAUCAUGAUCCUGUUGGUCAUCCAUUAGAGGUGGACCUGAGCUCCAGAUCCCCCUCCCCCCCACCACCCCAACCACCACCCCACCCGGCCUCCCCUCUUCAUCCACCCCCAGACCCUAGCCCUGGCCGUGGUAGCACCAUCCCCUCCACCCAGUCCCUGGAGCCUGCGUUGAAACACCUGGCAGACUGCUUCCAGAGGCUGGUCUCAGAGUCCCGGGGGCUGCUGGUACAGCUGGAGGGCCAGAGGCAGGAGCAGACUCGCUGGCAGCAGGACCUCCUGUCUCAGUGGCUGGAGAGAGAGGAGAGGAGGCAGAGGGAGGCAGCAGACAGGGAGGACCGGAGAGAGAGAGCUCGGAUGGAACAUGAGGUCAGGGUACUGCAGCUCCUCACUGGCCUGGCCCAGAACCAGCAGAGGAACCAGACACAUCACAGCUGCUGCCACCAGUGUAGCAGGACGGAAGGGGUAGCAGGGGGUGGUUCCGGGGCCUCGACCACUACUACACUGGAUAAUGGAGCUGGGGACAGAGAUGGGACUGAAUCAGAGACCACAUAGACAGGGUGGGAUGUGAUGCAGAUCUGGGCCAAAUACAGUAUUUGAUGUACGUUAUGUAUUUGACUCGUGUCUGGUGUGGUGAGCAUUCGUUGCCUUCUAAAUUGGAAAGGACUAGGCUCUCAGUAUUUGUUUACUUCUUUGCCUGGUCACUUGUUUGGAGUGUACAUUCUGCUUUCAAAAAAAAAACUAUACAAUGGGUUUUAAUCCUAGGAUUUCUUAGGAUAACAAGAAUAAUUUGGUGGGUGCUUAUAUUGGUCCUAUUUCAAAAAAGGUGUGUUUUGUAUAUCCCAACUCUCCCUGAGACACCCUGGGAGAGUGGGGUCGCGUCCAGGGUCUCAGUGAAACACUGAGACCAUCUCAAUUGUAAUGAUGUUUAUUAUGUUCUGUGCCAUUUUACAGUUUAUUAUGAAUUGUCUUACCAAUAAAAAUGCAUUGGUAUCGAAUGGUUA